Brachypodium distachyon (stiff brome) is the source of this 2746-nucleotide messenger RNA. RefSeq names its product squamous cell carcinoma antigen recognized by T-cells 3. Gene Ontology annotation, cellular component: nucleus. Gene Ontology annotation, molecular function: protein binding; RNA binding. Gene Ontology annotation, biological process: RNA processing. The record is from RefSeq and is a predicted model, not a curated record. NCBI's taxonomy places the organism in Eukaryota, Viridiplantae, Streptophyta, Magnoliopsida, Poales, Poaceae. The transcript is spliced from 15 exons. Bases 57 to 2558 code for a protein of 833 amino acids.
GAGCCCAAGCCCAGUUUGGAAGAGACGAGGCUCCCAGACCAGACCACAGUCACAACAUGGCGACGGCGCCCAUGGAAGAGGACCUGCCGGAGGCGGCGGCGGCCGCGGGCGUCGCCGAAGAUGCUGGUGAAGGGGAGAAGCCCGCAGAGGGUUUGCCCGCGGACUCUGACUCGGACUCGUCGGACUCCGACGACGACGACGCAGGCGGCGAUGGCGGCGAGGAGCUCCGGAUCCAGGCCCUGGAGCGCGCCCUCCAGGAGCAUCCCCUCUACGAGUCCUACGUGCAGUUGAUACACUGCUUGAGGAAAUCUGGGAAUAUCGAGAAGCUUCGUGCUGCAAGGGAGGAGAUGAAUAAGUACUUCCCUCUCACACCAAAGAUGUGGCAGGAUUGGGCAAAGGAUGAAAUCUCAUUGAGCUCUGGUCCCGAAUCUUUCAGUGAUAUCGAAAAGUUGUAUGAACAUGGGGUGCAAGAAUAUCUGAGUAUUAAGUUAUGGCGUGAUUACCUGGACUAUGUUGAGGAGAAUGAUCAGUCGGUUUCCCAAUGUUCGCCAUCGGGCCUCUCAAAAAUGAGGGAUUUGCACGAGCGUGCCAUCACUGCAGGGGGGCUGCAUGUAACUGAAGGAAGCAAACUAUGGGAAGCUUACAGGGAAUACGAGAUGGCAAUUCUGACCAUAAUUGAUGGCAAUGACGAGGAGAAGCAAAAGCAAAGUCAACGCGUACGCGUGCUCUUCCAUCGUCAGUUAUCCGUGCCUCUGGCUCAUUUAGAUUCUAUCCUUGCUGCUUAUAAGAGCUGGGAAGCUGAGGAAGGCAAUGCGAAUGAUCCAGAAUCUGAAUUUGAUGGUGUGCCACCUAACGUAGUAUCUGCUUACAGAAAGGCUAAUGAAAUAUACAAUGCACGGAAGCAGUAUGAGGAUCAACUGAACAAUGUAUCUGCAUCCGAUGCUGACAAACUGCAGGCUUUUCUGAAAUACAUCAAAUUUGAGGAGUCUUGUGGUGACCCUGCUCGUGUUCAAGUUCUGUAUGAGCGGGCUGUUUCUGAGUUUCCUGUUUCAAAUGAUCUGUGGAUGGGAUACAUGAGUUACCUGGACAGAACCCUGAAGGUACCUGCUGUACUCAAAAGUGUUUACCACAGAGCCACAAGAAACUGUACGUGGGUUAGUGAUUUAUGGAUCCGUUACUUGCUGUCUUUGGAGCGUAUUCAUGCCUCUGAAGAUGAACUGCGACAUGUCUUUGAGCAGGCCAUUCGUUGUUCUUUUCCAAUGAAAGAGUAUCUCGAUAUUUAUCUUACCCGAGUUGAUAGUUUAAGAAGACGGAUGCCAGCUGGCUUGGAUUUCCAACUGAUUAGGCAGACAUUCGUGGAUGCUGCUGAGUUUCUCUCACCACAUCUAGGAAUUGAGGAGUUACUACCCUUCAAUGCAUACUGGGCCAGAUUAGAGUGUAAUAUUGGCAAAGAUCUAGCUGCAGGCCGUGGAGUUUGGGAAAAUGCUCUCAAGAAAAGUGGGUCAUGUUUGGAAGUCUGGCAGCACUAUAUUUCGAUGGAGAUAGAAAUGGGACAUACUCAAGAGGCAAGAUCACUUUACAAGCGUUGCUACAGCAAAAAAUUUGCAGGGUCUGGAUCAGAGGUCAUAUGUUAUUCGUGGAUUAGAUUUGAAAGGGAGUAUGGCACCUUAGAUGAUUAUGACCUUGCUGUAAAAAAGGUCACCCCUCGUUUAAAGGAGCUUAUGAUGUUCAAGGCUCAGCAGGAUGCUAAAUCUGAUCCUUAUUCUGUCCCCAAAGAAACUUCUUAUGCAAAUGAUUCCUCACAGAAAAGAAAGCCAAGUAAAAUGACCAGCAAAGUGCAGCCUCCUGCUAAGAAAAGGAAAGAUAAUCCACCUAAAAACACUGUGUCAUCCGAUGACCAUGGAUUAAAGGAACCAAGCACAAACAAUAGUGUUCAAGAAGCUGGAAAAGCCAGCAGGGAGAAGGCUGAGGCAUCAAUGGAGAGCAGCCAAGGAGGAAAUAAAAGUUCAAAUCAACCGAAGCCUUACCUCUACAGUGACAAAUGCACUGCUUAUAUGUCAAAUAUAGACUUGACAGCAACUGAGAUGCAUAUCCGCCGUUUCUUUUCUGACAUUGGUGGCGUGGCAGACAUACGGUUACUGAGGGACAGAUUCACCAAAAAAUCAAGGGGUUUGGCGUAUGUAGACUUUUUAGACAAAGAGCAUCUUGAGGCAGCCAUUAAAAAGAACAAGCAGAAGUUGCUCAGUAAGAAAGUAAGUAUUGCCCACUCAGAUCCAAGCAAGAGUAAGAAGAACCGUGAAGCAGGCACUUCCUCCAAAGGCCAGGAUAAGUUGCCUUCUGAAGGUGAACACGGUGAAAAACCGCCAGUUGCUGCUGGUAGUUCAGACAAGGAAAUGCCCAAAGGUGACACGAAAACCAAAGCAAAGAACAUGCUGUUCGCCCCACGAGCUGUGAUGAAACCACGCGGAUGGAACAAGAAGGACGAUGAGAAACCCGAUGUUGCUCCAGAAGAGUUGAAAUCAAAUGAUGAGUUCAGAAAUCUGCUGCUUAAGAAGUGACGUUUCGUAGGCAGGUUAGUUCUACCAAUCUUCAUGUUCUGCUCUAUGCUAGGACAGUUGUACUUGUGGGACGAACUUCCCCGUGUUUCCCAUGACCAUGAAUAUACGGAGUCGUUAAUAUUGUUUUUCCUUUUCUUUUGAGAGAAGCCAGAAAUCUCAUUUGCAAGAUGAGUUCGUUAUAUGACAAA